Diaporthe amygdali is the source of this 1233-nucleotide messenger RNA. RefSeq lists its product as uncharacterized. The transcript is spliced from 4 exons. NCBI's taxonomy places the organism in Eukaryota, Fungi, Ascomycota, Sordariomycetes, Diaporthales, Diaporthaceae. Bases 1 to 1233 code for a protein of 410 amino acids. The record is from RefSeq and is a predicted model, not a curated record.
AUGGAUGAGAAGCCAUUGCCGCCGCCCAGAAGGUUCAACGCCGUGGGGUUUUGCCUCACUGCCAUCCGCAUAUGGCAGUGGUCCUCGUCUUUCUUCGUCUAUGCCUCCUUCAGUCUGCUGUAUGAUCACAUCCAGAAGAAUCGGCUGGGCGAGAAUGACCGUAUGAAAGGGGUUCAGAUCCUGGGCCUCGUGUCACUCGUGUACUCUACAAUAGUCGUGUGCUGUGUCCAUGUCUUCAAGACUCUCGGUCUUCGAUCAUGGCGUGUCUUUGCCGUUAUGUCUGUGCCCACAGACCUGACCAUCAUGGGUAUUAACCUAGCAAAGAUCACUAUCUUGAGCUACUCUGGCGUCCCAGCAGACUGCCACGGUCUCACCCGAGACAACUAUGAUGGAAACGAUCUUGUUCGUCAACCAGCUGAUGGCUUCACGACUAUCCGAUUCGGAUCCAUGGCCCAGGAGGUUUCGGGCGAGCUCGACCAGCUUUGCACCUUUCCCCGGACUGUUUACGGCCUUUCCGCACUUGCAAUUUUCUCUUACACCUUCUCCAUCCUACUGUCAGUCUUGUACCUUCAACAACACGAAGCAUCCGCCGCUAUAGAUAGAGAAAAGCUCGGUCACGACACCGAGGACGUCGAAGACCAACCCGCCACAGAUAGACGUCCAGGGUCGAUUCGCGACGCACCUAGUCGACCUGCCUCACUAUCAAGUAGAAGCCUUUACGGCCAGACGAGGUCUUCAUCGCCAGGGUCUAUUCGCUCCGCCGCACCAUCAUACCACAGCCGAGCAUCUCACCUGCGAUCUGAAUGGGUACAAGUGUCCCUCCAAGAUAACAGCACACCCAGCGACAGCAGCACCAGCUCAAGGUCACGGACUCACUCCCUGACCUCUGCGCCAGGCAGUGGCUGUUCCUCAUGGGAUGUCACGACCUUGGCCAGCGACAGCGAUGCUGACUCCAUUCGCUCGGGUAUAUCACUUCCUGACACUGACUCCAUCAUUUCGGGGGGUUCACUUCCGCCUGCCCCACUCCCCGGCUCUUCCAGUGAGGCCCCAAGGAGAUGGUCCACCUCGACGAGCUCGUCAUUCAACGCGAACGCCUUCAUCGUGACGGAUGGUUUCCGCCCUGCCAAUCACCAGAGCCACCCGCCAGAGUAUUCCAGCAGGCCUGGAAGCUUGUACCAUGAGACGGUGAAAUAUGACGCUGGUCUGGGGCUGCCCAACGGGCCAAAGCCUUGA